Molecule: messenger RNA, 1401 nt
Organism: Trypanosoma conorhini
Lineage: Eukaryota; Euglenozoa; Kinetoplastea; Trypanosomatida; Trypanosomatidae
Product: serine carboxypeptidase
Exons: 1
Coding region: 1-1401 (466 amino acids)
Biological process (GO): proteolysis
Molecular function (GO): serine-type carboxypeptidase activity
Source: RefSeq, a predicted model, not a curated record
AUGGCACGCUUUGGGCUCUGUGCACUUCUUGCCCUCUUGGCCGCCGCCACGCUGGCGACGGCGAUGGUGGAGGCCCUCUACGCCGCGCCCGUUGGACAACUGCGUGAGACGGGCUCCGGGUGGCGUCCCUGCGACCCGAACGUGCCGCAGUGGAGCGGCUACUUCGACAUCCCCGGCAAGGAUGGCGACAAGCACUACUUUUACUGGGCCUUUGGUCCCCGCAACAAGAACCCAAACGCCCCUGUGCUCCUGUGGAUGACGGGGGGCCCGGGCUGCAGCUCCAUGCUGGCGCUGCUCGUGGAGAAUGGGCCCUGCUGGGUGAACGAGACCACCGGCGACCUCGACAACAACAAGUACUCGUGGAACAAUGAGGCGUAUGUGAUCUACGUUGAUCAGCCUGCGGGUGUGGGGUUCUCCUACGCCGAAAAGGCCGACUACGACAAAGACGAGAUGGGGGUUUCGGAGGACAUGUACCACUUUCUCCAGGCCUUCUUCACGGCUCACAAGGAGCUGCGUAAUAAUGAAUUCUUUGUUGUGGGAGAAAGCUACGGUGGACACUACGCCCCUGCUACGGCACACCGCGUUAACCAGGGCAACCGCAACCACGAUGGCCUUCCCAUCCGCCUUGCAGGCCUCGCCGUCGGCAACGGCCUCACGGACCCAUACACGCAGUACGCCGCCUACCCGGCGUUGGCGUGGGACUGGUGCCAGAAGGUGCUUGGAAAGCCCUGCGUCUCUCAAGACGCCUACGGCCUGAUGCAGGGUAUGGUGCCGACAUGCCAAAAGUCCAUUGAAGUGUGUAACUCCGGCAACAACAUUCUCGCGAAUGCGUCCUGCUUCAUUGGACGCUUGCUGUGCAAUCCCAUCGUUGGGAUUUACAGCGUCACGGGACGCAAUGUCUACGACAUCCGCAAACAGUGUGUUGGAACCCUUUGCUACAACUUUGAGGCCGUGGACAAGUUCAUGAACCGGCAAGAUGUGCAGAAGUCGCUUGGGGCGGACGCCCGGAAGUGGAACUCGUGCAACACCGAAGUCAACCUCAUGUUUGCGAUUGAUUGGUUCAAGAACUUCAACUACACCGUGCCGGCGCUUCUGGCCGACGGCGUUCGCGUGAUGGUUUACGCAGGCGACAUGGAUUUUAUCUGCAACUGGAUUGGCAACAAGAACUGGACGACGGCGCUGCACUGGCCUGGCCAAGAGGCGUUCAAUGCAGCCGCGGACAAACCCUUCGCGAACCCCGACGGCUCUCCGGCGGGACUUGUGCGCACCGCCGCCGCGCCGUCGACGGCGGCCUUCAGCUUCGUUCAGGUGUACAACGCGGGGCACAUGGUGCCGAUGGAUCAGCCGGCCGCUGCCUCAGUGAUGAUCAACAAGUUCAUGCAGAACGCGCCGUUUAACUGA